Vombatus ursinus (common wombat) is the source of this 1545-nucleotide messenger RNA. It is a transcript of the gene SARAF, whose product is annotated as store-operated calcium entry associated regulatory factor. The annotation marks the transcript as partial. NCBI's taxonomy places the organism in Eukaryota, Metazoa, Chordata, Mammalia, Diprotodontia, Vombatidae. Gene Ontology annotation, cellular component: endoplasmic reticulum membrane. Gene Ontology annotation, biological process: regulation of store-operated calcium entry. The record is from RefSeq and is a predicted model, not a curated record. The transcript is spliced from 5 exons.
UGCUCUGUAGAGAAAAUUCUGCUACGGGACAUCCAGGCCUUGACCCUCCACCGAGACCGCUUCACCACUGCGCGGAGGACUGCGCCCAUCCCUCAGCUGCAGUGCCUCGGUGGUUCUGCCGGAUGCCCGGCCCACAUCCCUGAAAUCGUGCAGUGCCGAAACAAAGGCUGGGACGGCUUUGACGUUCAGUGGGAGUGUAAAGCAGAGCUCGACACGUCCUACCGAUUUGGCAAGACCGCUGUGAGCUGCGAAGGUUAUGAUUACCCCGAUGACCCCUACGUGCUCCGCGGCUCCUGCGGCUUGGAGUUCAACUUGGAGUUGACCGAGCAAGGCCGGAAGAAAUACAAAGACGCCAGCGGCGGUGACGCCAACAGCCACGGGAACACCUACGGCUCCAAUUACUUCCCCGGGUACGUUGAGAAGAUGGAUUCCCCUGUGCCCUCCAGCACCAGAGGCCUGUUGGCCGUCGUCAUCCUGCUGGUGCUGGCCUUGGGCGUUUAUAAGCUCUUUCUGAAAGCCCAGAAUGAGGAUCUCCCCCCGCCCUACACUGAGCAUCCCCAGGACCACCAGAGGUUCUUCCAGGCGUCCCCACCCCCGCCUCCUCCUCCCCCAGGCUUCAAGUCCUAUUUCACAGCAUCGGGUACCCCCGGAUGGGGCUUUGGCAACUCUUUCACGGGUCCCCAAGCGUUUGGCCAAUCUGGCCCUGGAUUCUGGACUGGAUUGGGGACUGGUGGCCUUUUAGGCUACUUGUUCGGAAACAACAGGGCCACGCCCCUGUCAAACACUUGGACUCAUCCUGCGUAUCCUCCCCCGUACUUCAACACCUGGAGCAGUCCGGUGCCCCCGUCCGCGCCCGUUAAUUCCCGGAGCUCUGGGUCUUCCUCGGGCUCCAACACGGGGACUAGGACCGCGUCGGGGUUUGCCGCCACCAAAAGACGUUAAGAAGAUAAGGCGGAUGAAUAAAACCUUCAGACGCAAAUUUCUUAUUUCGGGGUCAUUUUCUCUUUAUAAAGCUAUGUACUAAGAACUGUGGGAAGAAAACUUGUUCGAGUUUAGAGGCGGAUGAUUGCUUGUAACACUCUGUCAUCAGUUCUGUAAUAUAGCUAAGAGUCGGGCUUGUCUGUAGGUGGGUUUGGCGACCCUUGGCCACCUCAGGCAGGUGGUUUUGGCAGCUUCCGAAAGAUGCACGCUGUCCUGGCCCCUUGAAUGUCCUCCCUCCCCUUUCCCCUCAACUAUCUGCAUCCCUGAAGCAGACAGGACCACCGAAGGAGCCCCUGGCGAGGUGCUGGCUGCGGAGAAGUUUUUCUCUGGCUCGGUUUCCAACUCAAGGGGCUCUCUAAACAGGUGAUGGGAAAUUGACCCCGAGACCCCAUCUCCCAUGUAAACAGUUUUGCUGCGUUGCCCUGUGGGGUUUGGUGACUGGGGCAGGCUUUUCAGGCACUUCCCAAGCUUGGGGCUCACUAAUUGAAUCAGGCUGUCUGUGCAAAGUGAAGCUUCUGGACGUGGCAGGGGAUGACUGGGAUGGUGGGGGGCGGGGUUGCUGUA